CUUGACUGGAGUUCUGCAAAUCUGUUCAUCAGCGACCUGAGAUAUGAAGACAGCGGAUUGUAUGACCUGGAAAUAUUAAUUAACAACCAACAUAUGACCAAAAGAUAUAAACUGAUAGUCAUUGACAAAGUCACCAAGCCUACCAUAUCCUGUGAAAUAAACAAUGCAAGCACCUCUGAGUCAACAGGGAAGGCGACUCUGCUCUGCUCUUUACCAACCCAUUCUGAUCAGUCCUCACUGGAGUUUCAGUGGAGCACAAAUGGACAGAUUAAUCGUGGACACAUGUUGAAGAUUUCCCUUGGAGGGGAAGUUGAUGAUCAUCAGUACAACUGUACUGUAAAGAACCAACUCACUGAGGAAUCAGCAGUGUUCACUGCUAAGGACUGCUACCCUGAGCCAAAGGCUCAAGCCGGACUGAUUGCUGGUGUUGUUGUGCUUGUUGUUCUACUGCUGAUUAUACUGCUGUUGUUCUUCAUUUGUCUUAAAAAAGUACGCUCAAAGAAGUCUGAUUUGGAAAGUCACUCAAAACCUGGAUAUCUAAACGUAGCAGCAUCUGGAAGUGAGGAAACCCGGGUUCUUCUGGACAGAGCACCUACAUUUCCCUCUAAACAAACUCUUGAACACCUAAAGCAAAUAAAUGACGCCCCGUUGAAUCCUCCCCAUAAAGAUGAGGCUCUUAUGAAGGAGCUGAGGAAAAGCAUUCGCCUACGUUCAUCCUCAGAUUCAGAGAAGCCAUACGAUUUUCCGGUUAAACAACGUUGCAAGUUCUUUGAGAAGGAGAAUGGAAAAGCUAAUGAAGCUGAGCCCAGAAAGGUUGUGCAGGAAGAAGUCUUGGAGAACAACCCCUCAGAUUCUGAGGCUAUGAAUCCUGAACUAACAGCUUUGUCAUCUGAACGUAUACAAAAAGCGACUGAAAAUACAAACCUGAAAGUUAUCAAGAAGCAAGGUUUAUACGACCCUGCUGAUUCUGGAAAUCCAGAUGAGGUGUCAAAUGAUCAGAAUUCGGGAAGAAAGAAAGAGGAGAAUGAGUUUGAAAAAUCAACCCCUGAAAAUGAUGUUCAGCCACCGCCUGUUGCCAAGGAGAGUUCUCCUUUGAGCCAAAACUCUCCAGAGAGCGCACCAGAGGCUGAACGUAAACAAGACAUCAACCCAGAUGAGUGUGCAAAGAAAAGUAAUGGAGAAUCUUCAUCAUCAUCCUCAGAAGAAUCAGAAAACGAGGAGCAAGCUCCACCCGCUUCCACUGCCAAAGAGACUGAUUCAGAAACGACAGUGGAGGAACAAAAGCCUCUCUGAAACAGCAUCUGAAAUGGAGACCCUACAAAAUAAAUGACCAACACCACCCAAACUAAUACAGCAAAUAUCGGUCUCCCCCUUCUCACAGAACAAACUCAAGACCAAAAAAUAGACAAGAUUUCUGAGAGUAGCCUGAUCUAGAAAAUACAGUCUCAGAGGAAGAAGAAAAGAACAAGAGCUGACGUAGCGCUACAAUCUGCUGAAGGCGAAGAUUAACCUACGCAGACAAAAAUAUAAAAUAAGAGCUUCAGUGAGAACAAAGAUGGGCAAACUGUUGGAGCUCCACAUUAUCUGCUGCCUCUCAGGCAACAUGACAAAUGGGCACAAUUCCAAGAGAAACCAACGAAUAAAGAAGAGAGAUGGAAAGGAGCAAAGACCAAGAUAAAAAGUAACAAGGAGUUUUAUUCUGAGAUAGUCAAGUUGAGGUAUUUAUGAUAAGCUGAAGAAAGAUGGGUGCUCCAUCUUUUUCUAAAUAUGAACUUGCAUUGACAAGCAUCAACCACAAGCUACACAGUAUGUUUCGAGGAAUUUUUAGUGAUGGAUCAAGACAAAGUGCACAAUUUCUUAAUCAGAAGGAAAACAAUACAAAGUCUUUUUUUUCGAGAAUGAAAAAUUUAAUGUGCAGCGUGCAUAUAACUUCAUCCCCCUGAUGAUAUAGUUUCAUAGAAUCAUCUUUUGCUUUGUGCAGCAGUACACUGAAAUGUUUCUCAUUCUGGUUUUCAAAAGCUCAAGGUCAUUCAGUUUCAGUUCAGUUAAGAAGACAUAUUUAAGUCUUCUUAAUAACAUUUAGGUUGAUUCCACUGUAACUUCCUGUUGGGAGAUGAAUCUCUGCCCCGUGUCCAUCCCUUUACGUCCUCUAUGUUUAUUUUUACUUAUUUUCCCAAUAACUUGAGCAGCAUCUUGUCUUGUAAAAAGUUUCCACAAAUCAUGUUUAGGGUGUAGUGUGUUUUUGCUUUAAAAAUUCAAAUUGCAGCAUGCAAGUUAAUAAUAGCUAAUUUAAAGUUAUUGAUUGUACACAUGAUAAUAUAAAAUUUAUGGUUGUAAAUGCUAUACUUCCUGUAGUUCAACACACACAUUUGAGGAAAUGUAUAUAUUUUUGUACAUUUAAAAUCUUAGUGAUCUUUUCACUGAUAAUUA
Poecilia latipinna (sailfin molly) is the source of this 2430-nucleotide messenger RNA. RefSeq lists its product as uncharacterized. Gene Ontology annotation, cellular component: membrane. The transcript has 9 exons. The coding region runs from base 94 to 1293 and encodes 399 amino acids. Lineage: Eukaryota; Metazoa; Chordata; Actinopteri; Cyprinodontiformes; Poeciliidae. The record is from RefSeq and is a predicted model, not a curated record.